UGCAAUGCACCACAACCUGGAGGAAGGGGAUUCAUUGGUCUUUGAAUUGGCUGAGCAUGACAAAUUUAAGAUUUAUAUAAUAAAAGCUAUUGAUGAUGAUGUGAAAGAGGCUGAGCCUGAUGACAAGAAUGACAAUGGUGUUACCAAGGAAGAGCCUGACCAGGAAGAAUCACCUGUUGCUGAGCCUCCAAAAGGUGCCAAAAGGAGAAAACUCCGAGGACGGCGGUAGUUUUUCUAUUAGUUUACAUCGAACUUUUAAUAUUAGACACUCUUUGGGUAAGCGAAUGCCGCUAUGCUAGUGAUGCGCUCUCCUGCCAGGUCAUCCAUUUGCUCCUUUUUGUUGACCUGUUCUUUCUGAAAUUAGGUGUCCAAUUGCAACCCAUAUAUUGCGGUGAAAAGCACAUCUAUCAACGUAGGUAGUCCUUGAUUCAUGUAAAUAAGUAGUUUGACAGUGGAGUACUUACGCUCUCAGAACCCCCUGUGUGCUACUUUAGCAGAGAGGCAAAUUGCUUCUGUGCAUACGAAGUGACAAUCAUUAGCAAAGAGAUAAUUGCAAUGACUUUCUGUGGCAAAACUGCAAA
Zea mays is the source of this 581-nucleotide messenger RNA. RefSeq names its product B3 domain-containing protein Os05g0481400-like. The transcript has 2 exons. NCBI's taxonomy places the organism in Eukaryota, Viridiplantae, Streptophyta, Magnoliopsida, Poales, Poaceae. The record is from RefSeq and is a predicted model, not a curated record. Bases 5 to 229 code for a protein of 74 amino acids.